UCGCUUUGGGCUGCGGCCCUUGAGUCGGGAUCGGAGGCGGGAUUUCCGCCCUUUCGCGUGUCACGUCUGUCGGGAGAGGCGGAAGCGCAGCGGGGGCGGGAGGGAUGUAGUGUGACUCUCUGGGCUCAGUUCGUGGGUCUCUAAGUGGUUCCGUCCUCCUGAAGGCAGCGAUCCGACGGCAGGGCCGUCCCGGGCGCCCUAGCGUUCCCGGUGAUUGUAAAGUGUUGACCAGUUGCCACUGAACAUAACAAAAAGAAAAUAGGAAAAUGGCUGCAAAUGCUUCAGGACAAGGUUUUCAGAAUAAAAAUAGAGUUGCAAUCUUGGCUGAACUGGACAAAGAGAAAAGAAAAUUACUCCUGCAGAAUCAAUCCUCAGCAAAUCAUCCUGGAGCUAGCAUUGCCCUCUCGAGACCCUCUCUGCAUAAGGAUUUCCGGGAUCACGCUGAGCAGCAGCAUAUUGCAGCCCAGCAGAAGGCAGCUUUACAGCAUGCCCAUGCACAUUCAUCCGGAUACUUCAUAACUCAGGACUCUGCAUUUGGGAACCUUAUUCUUCCAGUUUUACCUCGUCUUGACCCAGAAUAAAGGGAAUAUUUGUAACGAAAGGGACUUUGUAAUUUCAAAUGCCAAAGCUACUCCCCAUUCAGUGCUUACAAACUGUGACUUUCAGAAUUUUGGUGAACUUUUAUAUUUUUUGUUUUUUUUUUAAGAGAAAGGUAUAUGCAAGUAAAAGGGGGUAAACAGGAUAAUGAGAACAUUGGAAUCUGUAUCAGCUGAGGAAAUGACUGCUACCUGUGACUGUAGCUCUUUUGUAAUGCAGUUUGAUUGCAACUCUAAAUCAGAUGCUGAAUUGGAUAGUCACACAAACUCACCCCCUGCCCCCUCGUGUGGCCAUGAGGAUGUCGUGUCCACAAUGGACCGUCAAGAAUCAUAUAUAGUACUUAACUUUAAAGAAGUGAGGGUUUGUUCAAAAAAUGUGAGCCAAUAAGCUUAAGUCACAUUCAUACUUGCUGUUUAUGGAUUAAUGUCUGUGUACUUUUGAAUUUAUAGUCAAACAUAUCAUCCUGAAAUAAUCUUUGUGAACUCAUAACUUGUUCCCCUAUUCUCAAUUUUAAAAGAAAACCCAAGAUAAGACUAAAUCACCAGUCUUAAACAGCUUUUGUAAAUACAUGCCGUUAUAAAUGAUGUGACUAAAUGUUAUGAAAAACAAUUGUAAGAAAUGUGGUGGUUUUAAAAUUUGUACAUGCUCUUAUUCAGUGUUGCUACUAAAUAGUGUGCCUACGUGGUCUUAUAUAAUUUGAUUCUAAUUAAAAACUUACGCAAGUUGGACCCCUUUUUAAUUACUUGAAAUAGGAAGGAGUUAGGUUAAGGAAGUUUCUCAACAUGAACCAUCUCUAAGAGCGUAUGGGAUGCUUAUUUAAAUAUGUAGAUUCUGGACCCUAAUCUUGUCCUACAGAAUUAGAAUCUCUGAUGUAAAAUAAAGUUUGAAACCAUGGGUUAGAGAGUUGUAUAACAUACCUUGUACAAAAAUUUCAUAAUACAUAUAUAAAAUCAGAUUUGUAGACACCUGAAACUUACAGGUCACUUAGUUAUCAGCUGCCUCAUUCUACCCACCCCUCUUCCCUUCCAGCUACUUCCCCUCUUUCUCAAGCUCCUGCUUUUUUUGGCCAGGAGCAGACUACUACUAAAAAUCUACUUUUUUUUUGCUUCUAAUAGGAUUGAAAUUAUAUUUUACACUACAUCCCACAUACAGUAUUUUAUAUAAUUUUUCAUAACUGAUAUCGGCCUUGAGUCCCCAUACUUUCUGAUAGUGGGACAAAAUUGAAACUUAAAACUUCCAGUCUGGGUCAAUAUUUAGUCAAAUUUCAACUCUCUUUUCAAAGAGUUUCUUCUUUCCCCUCCUUCCUUGGAUAUUUGUACCAACCACACAGCCCCAUCUUACCCAAACUAACUGAAGCAAGGGUGAAAAUUCUAGAUGUGGCUCUGCCAGUUAGAUUCUUUCUCUUGAGAAUUUGAACUGAUUCCCUGCAUUUGGGCAAGUUAUAAUGGUCAUCUCGUUGUAACGGUCACCCCUUUGUAAUGGGCACCAUUACAGCAAAGGUGCCCUAAUUUCUGCUGCUGAGGAGCUCCCCAGGCACCUCUGGCUCCCAUCCUUCCUCAGGCCCAUCCAGCUAUUCUUGGGUCUUGCUAUAGUGAUCUCCAUUUCCUUGAAUUAAUUUUACUAAGUUUUUCUGUCACCUGUGAUCCAUGGCAGGUGGCUUGAUUCUAAAUCCAUAUACUGAUGCUAGGUAGAUAAAAAUUCUGGAUUGUAUAGUUUUUACACACACUAUGGAAACCUCUACCUAAUAUGUGACUUCUGUAACUCAGGUAAAGAGAGUUUUACCCUCUAUGGUAUCUUUUUCAAUCUCUUAGCCUUUUAAAUAGAUGUUCCCUAAUCUUGGAAUCCUGGCUAGUCUGUUGUGUUCCCACCCUCCUCCCAUUCUUUGAGUCACUUAAGUUCAAUUCCAUAUAUACUUACUAAAACCUACUCUGUAAAACACCAAGCUUUGGGGGCAAAACGAUGAGUGAGGCAGUCCCUGCUUUUAAGGAGGUCACAGUGGAGUGGGGCCUACUCUGGUACACAAGUCAUUAUGAAGCAAGCCAGGAUGCAGUAGGUGGCACGAGAGAGGCAUCCCGUAACAGAUAUAUAGAAGUAUAAUCAAGACUUUACUUGGCAAGGGAAGGAAGAGCUGCUCCAGGCAAAGUCAACACUUCACAAUCAAAGAGAAAUGAACUACUAAAACACUAGGGGUGCCGAGGAUACUGGAAAGGGCAGCAGUGGACUUAAGUCAGAAGCCCUGAGGUAAAAUCUCACCACUGCUUCCCUCGGAUUGUACGUGAUUUUAGGUAACUCACUUAGUCUCUCUUUGCAUGUCACUCCAUCUGUAAAAUGGGAAGAGCACACUGCUUACUUAACCGUCUACACCAGUAGCUUUCAAAUUGUAGGUCUCAAUCCAUUAGUGAGUUGAAAAGCUAACUGGAUGGUUUAAUGGAGGUAUAUAUAGCAUAUAUAUAUACUUUUUAAAUAAAACAGAAAACAUCAGAGUACAUUGCAGUAGUAAAAUGGUUUUGUUUCAUGAAUCUUCUGUUUCUGUUUGUGUGUGUACUUAAUUAUUUUGUUUGUUUGUUUGUUUUUUUUACUUUGUUCACUACUGUAUUUCAUUUAGAAUAGUAUUAUAGCAUAUAGUAGCUGUUCAAUAAAUACUUGUUUAAAGGAAGGAAUGAUAUGAACAUAUGUGACCUGGGUUAUGAUGUAAAAUUUUAUUUAUUUAUUUUUUACUGUGAGUCAUGACAAAAAAAUUUGAAAAUCACUGCUAAAUAAUAUAGAUGAGAGUGUUUUGUAGAGCUGUAAAGUACUUUGCAAAUAUGAGGCAGAGUAGUAUGACCUGGAAUAAGAACUGAAAUGACCCAGUAAUUUCAGAGACAAUUUUUUUUUUUUUCCUGAACAAUUUGAGUUGUCUUACUAAGUUGUCUCAGUUCUUUGAUUCACUUUGGCAAUAGAAACAGCCUUUAUAUGAUUUUUAAGGCUUGUUGAGGCAAGGGAUUUGGCAAAUAUGGUUACACUGAAUAGAGAGGGUCAACAGAACGAAUGAAUUCAUUCAUGCAGUUCAGUCACACUACUGGAACCCCAUCAGACAGCACAAGUCCUAUUUCAGCAGCAUUAAACUCAACCAGUUUUUCUUACUCACUUCCAUAUAUACAAUGACUGGUACACAGUAGACAUCGACACACAUUUUUUUUUUUUGUAAUAAGCAAAUAAUGAAGGUGGACUAUGAGGAGGAGGAGGAGAACACAGUCUCUGUCUUCAAGACUCAUGAUCUAGAGCAGCAAGACAAGCACACUAGUAACCAGGGCUUCCAACCGAUUCAAAGCCCUGCUAGUAACUAGUACUGGGUGCAACCUGAUGAGACUUGGGUACGUGAAUCUCCCAGUACUUUCAAGCGGCUUUCAAGAUGAGAGGAUUUCAGCCAGUAUACAUAGGAGAGCAGCAUUCAAAAUAAAAGGAAAGUGCACAAAACAGGGAGGAGAGCAGGAGUAGGAGCCACUGUGGGCAACCAAAAGUCUGGUUUGGCAGGAUCACAAAUUUGUCUGGGGAAUAAUUAGAAAUGAGGCUAAAGGUAGGCUGGAUUCAUAUUCUAGAGGGGGCUUAGCUCAGUACACAGCUGGGAAACCAUUGAACCUUUUUGAGCAGAGACAGGUGUACAGAGAAACCAGUUCUGCUCUCAUCAGCUCUUGGGAAAGGAACUUGUGAGGCACCAAACAGUAUUAAUCUCAAGUAAGAAUUCAGAGCCAUGGUGGUACAGUGGUUAAGUGCUACGGCUGUUAACAAAAAGGUCAGCAGUUCGAAUCUACCAGCUGCUCCUUGGAAAAUCUGUGGGGCAGUUCUCCUCUGUCAUAGUGUUGUUAGGAGUAGGCUUCGACUCCAUGGCUAUGGGUUCCUAGUGAGAAUUCAGAGAUAGGUGUGUUAUGUUUACAUCCACUCCUUGACUCCAGCCCCACCUACCUCUGUUACCUCCUCCAUUUAGUUCUUGGACCCUUCCCUCAAAUUCCUCUUUCUUCACCUUCCUCCUCUAUCUCCCUUUCUUCUCUUGAAUCUUGAUGUGCCUCUUCUUUUUCCCUCUUAGAGUUAUUUAGCGCUUCUGUUGAGAGACUGUUGUUGAUUCACUGAAAAUGGCCAAUGAUAAAAUGACAAUUGGAAUUUGAGCCAAAACUAUAUAUGCUGUCAUCCAGUUGUAGAAAUAGCAUGUCUGAAUGAUAUCAGUCCCUGGUCCAGAGAGAUGUCCUUAUUCUCUGUAGCUUUGGCCAAGCAAACCAGUCCAAGUCCAUCAAAUAGAAAAAGAUGACCCCAUAUGCUGGGCCCUUGCAUUUUGCCAGAAGAUGUUGAUGUUUUCUUAGCCCCUGCUGUCUGCCUUAGUGUUGGACAAAAGCAAUGUUGAAGAAAUCGUCCUUGGGUUCUUUUGAGACCUAAGGGCCUUUGCAUUUGCUGUUCCCUCUGCCUGGACUACUCCUCUUCCUUAUACCCAUGUAGCUUGUUCCCUCAACGGCUUCAAGUCUUUACUUAAAUGUCAUCUUUUCAAUGAAGCCUUCUUAGACCACUGUAUUUAAAAUUUUAUCUACCUUCCCCAGCACAACCUUGUUUAAUUUUUCUCUCUGGUACUUAACACUUUCUAACAUAGACUGUAAUUUACUUUCUUAUUUUGAUUAUUGUCUGCCUUUAACCACUAGAAUAUAAGUGCCAUGAAGGCAGAUGUAGUGUAGUGUUGCUGUUGUUUUCACGGAUGAUAUAUCUCUGGUGCUUAGGACAGUGCCUGACACAUAGCAAAUGCUCAAACAUUUUAAAGAAUAAAUGAAAUAAAUCUGGCAGUUCAAAGGAAUAAUUGGUCUGUCUAGGAUGCUUGGUCCUUGGCAGUGGACCCUCUCCCUGGGGAAAUAUGCACAUGCAAAUACACAAAAAAACUAUGCCUACAAUUUUAGGAGAUUCCUGGACUCCUUGAAACCCAGCCAUGAACCCCAAGGUAAAAACUCUUUCAUCAAAAGGAAUUUAGCCAUUACCUCUUUGGAUGCUUCUCCAAUCCAGACCUUUGGAAAUCUCAGUGCCACAGAUGUUAUUUACUAUUGAGAGGCUCUCAGAAAAUUCAGAGCCUUGCAAUAUUGUGGCCAAUACAGCAAAGCUGGCAGCACUAGUUCUGUUAAGAAAACAUGAGUGUGUGCCAGCUCCUCCUUCACUACUUCAUCCAACAGUGAGAAUACAGGCUCUGAGCAGCCACAAGGUGAAGCGUAUACCUCCAUCCUGAGAAUUAGAAAAAUUGAGUUCUUCCAGUUUAGCCACGUAGUGAUCAAAUGCUCACAAAUGCAAAGCUCCUACUUUUGGAUAAACUUGGCUUGUGGAAGUCACCUUGGCUGGGUGACAAUGAUUGGCUUGUAGGUUCUGUUCAAGAUUGCUAUCCCUGAGGUAGCAGAAUCCAGGAAACCCCCAAGGGGACUGGUCUACUCCCACAGAAGUGGGUGCAACUGUAGAGCACGCAGGUGAGAAUUGAAGGAUAAGUGAGAAUUGGCCAGGAGAAGGGGGUGAUGGCCGAGGAAGAAAUGGAAGGGAGAGAAGGACAUCCUAGGCAGAGGGUGCAGGGAGGAGCAGGCACAGUGGCAGCAGAGGGAGGGGAUGGUGAACAAAUGGCUCGUGUUCCAUGAGGAUUUGGAGCUUUAUCAGAAAGGUUUUGGAGAGCCAGUGAGGGGAAAUUACAGAAUAAGGCUCAUAUUUAGUGAGAUUUUCCUAGGAAGCAGUGGAGGAUGAACUGGUGGAGGCAAGGAGACCACUCAGUUUGCUUUUGAGUAAUCACCUAGAGAAAUGGUAUGGGCUGACCAAGUUAGUGACAGUGAGGAGAAUGGAAAGGGAAGAGAUCCAAAGAAUAUUAAGGAAGGUGGGAUUAUUAGAUAAUGGACACUGAUUAUGGAGGAUAAAGGAGGGAUAGAGAGAGGGAGGAGGGAGGUUCUAGAAUAACUCCAGGUUUCUGGCAUGGGCAACAAGAUGGAUGCCAGUGCCAUUUCCUUAGGAAGGAAAUACAGAAUGGGGACAUGGGAUUGAGGAGCCUCACUCAACGGGCUCCACUAAAGAAAGAAGCUGUAAUGCUCUAAGGCCUCCACUGUCUGGAAUGAAUUACUGUCUCUCUUCUUCAUCUACAAUGGUACUAGUUAUAGACCAUCCUUGGGAGAACUGAGAACUUGAAUCAUUUUUCUUCAUUCUGUGGUUCAGAUGAAGAACCCCAGUUGACAAAGGUUUAGAUAAUGUUGGUCUAUUUAUGUUAACUCUAUGGGACUAGAUGAGAUUGACCAGAGAAAGUAUAAAAUUAAGACAGUACAAAUGAGAAGGUCAAGAGAUGAGGAGCCUGAGAAAGGGAAUCCAGAGAGGUAGUGGAAAAACCAGGAGGCAAGGAGAUGGUAAUUUUAAGAAGGCGGGAAGGUGUGGUCAAGCUGUUUCCCAAAGUGUGGUUAUUUUGCUACUGGUGGUUCUAGACAUGAUUCUUGGGCAUAUAUGGCCAAACGUUUUAAAUUUGAUAGGUACGUAUUUAUAGCUAUUUCAAGUAAUACAGCACUUAUGUAGAAACAUAAAUAAUAACCAUAGCUCACAGUUACUAGGAGUCCCUGGGUGGCACAAACAGUUAAGUGCUCAACUACUAGCUGAAAGGUUCAUGGUUUGAGCCCACCCCAGAGGCACCUCAGGAGACAGGCCUGGCAAUCUGCUUCCCAAAGGAAAACCCUAUGGAGCAGUUUUAUUCUGCACACAUGGAGCAGCCAUGAGUCAGAAAUGACUCCAUGGCAACUAACUACAACAAUAGUUACUGUUUUUAAGACAGAUACUAUGUAUCAGGCAUUGUGCUUUUUAUGUAUUAAUAUUCUUAUUUAGUCCUCACAACAACCUAUAAGGUAGUUAUUGUUGUUAUCUGCAUUUUAAAGAUGAAGAAAUUGAGGCACAGAGAAGUCAAACAAUUUGCCAAGUUCAUAGAACUAGUGAGAGGCAGAGCUGUAAUUUGAACCCAAGUGGUUUGAUGCCAGGAGUGUUUAUGUUUUGCUUUAAAAUAAAUUCAAGUUGAAAAAAACAAAAAGAAUAUUAAAUAAAGAACAGAACAAGUAGCCUCAGCUAUCACAUAAAUUUUGAAGGAGGCACACGAGUGACAUUUGAGAAAAACGGCCCUGGCUGGAUAGUUACACUGAGAAAUAACGAGAGAGAAGAGAAAUCCAUGAGGGUGGACUAUAUGUAAGCUACCCAUGUACUGAGAAUACUGGACAAUAGGCAAUGUCUGGCUCAUACUGUUCCCUACCUAGGGGCAAGUCAAAUUGCAUCCUUUUAAUUCUGGGCCAUUAGCCCAGGGACAGAAAACCACAACAAACCACAAGAACAGGAUUAACUAUUAACUUUCAAAAAUGUAUUCGUUAUUGGUGGGGGUUAGAUUCUUUAAUAAUAUCCUAAAAGAUUCACUGGGUUCUUUAAAUUUGGCCAAAUUCUUAAACAUUGUUACCAUAGUUAAGUGUAUUAGAAAUGUGCUUAAUUACUUCCUUGAUUGCAUUUUGAACAUUUCAACAGCUGAGUACGUUGUAAAUACUCCAGUAGGAAUUUUUAUUUUUCAUCCUUAUUUCCUUAGGAUCCCAUGAGAAAUACAACAAUCUUGUUUAUUGCUGAAAUAUAUCUUGUUUAAUGUCUUUCAUCUCUGUCCCUGGUGUUUUAACAGCAAAAAUGUUAGUGAAAAUGCUCCUCAGCAGAGGGAGGAAUAAAACAAGAAAGAUGAAAAGGAAAUAUAUUGGGAAGGAAAUGAGAGACACAUCUUCUGGAGUUUCAGGUUUCAGACUGGGAGAGGGCAAAGACAAGGAGAUGGAGCAGACUGGAGUAAGCCAGAACAUAUUAGUCAUGAGAAACUCCCUAGGCCUGGUCAAUAACGACUGACACAGAGGUGAGAGUGGGCAGGUGCCAGGCUUCCCAAGACCCCGAUGUGUCCUACCCUACGCCCCAUCCCCCUUGUUGGUGCUUGCCUGCCUGUUCUCUCCUUCUUUCAAGGUUUUAGUAGCACACGCCUUCCGUAGCAACUUAAGGAGGAAAAGGCUCUGUGCUUUACUGAUCUUCACAGUACUUUUAGCAUGAUCAGAUCACAUCUCAAUCUGUACGUCGUUAACUAUAACUCUCUUAAGGCUGCAUGGAAUCAGCCCCCAAGAUUUCCACAGAUCUAAUUUCUGCAUUAAAGGGAGAGAACACGAUGCGUUUCCAGGCGUCACCAUCUGGUAGGUACGAGUAAGGUCGCGUUAACAGUAAUAACUCAGAUUUCACUGGCUCUUGCCGCCACUGCUGCAACCCAGCAUUCCCACCUGAGAAUCUCCCUCGGGUAGUAUCUGGAGGGUCUCAUCUGUGUUUGCCAGCAUGGCUCUCCUCUCUCCUCGGGUCCUUCCCUUCAGUUUGUAGCUUCUGUGAUUCCAGGAGGUUGGUGAGGAGGGUUGUGGAAUCUCUAGUACCACGGUUUGGUUUGUUUGUUUUUAACUCUUCCUGGUGAAAAAUUUAAAACAUAUGCAAAAGAAUAGAGUAUAAUGAACCCCUGCUGCCAAGUCUUAACCAUUAUCAAUUCUAGGCCAACUGUAUAUCAUCGAACCUCCACUCUGGAUGAUUCUGAAGCGAAUCCUUAAGUGCCCUGUGAUGGAUCUCAAAGAGACAACUAUUUCUAAAAAUGUAACUAGAGCAGAAUUUAAACUCGGGUUUCUGUACGUGCGCUACUGCACGCAUGCAUGCAUUUUCCUGGGAAAUGGCCCAUAGCUUUCAUGAAAUUUUUAGCUGAUCCAGGAGUCUAAAAUUUAAAAGGUCAUUGCGCUAGUAGAACAAUGGGAAGAGAGCCGGUUUGCCUCAGGUCAAUAAUUCUCAAUUAAACAUCUCUUCUCUUUAGCAUUACUACCGUUAUACUCUUGCAGAAAUGUUCAGAAACUUAUUUCUUAAGAAUGACGUUAGCUGUUGUUUACGUAAAGGAGUAAAUUUCUACUCUUAAAAGUUUUUUAGGAUUAAAUAUACUCUCCAAAAGCCAUGAAUGGUAAUUCAAAGAGCAGAAAUACAACAUUAAUUAAAGGCAUGUAUACAAUGGUCAAUAUACAACCACCAUGGGAGCUUUCCAGAUGGGCUCUCAGCCUGUUCAGCGCAGCAAAUCUGAGUCAGAGGACCAGAGGGAGAGCCAGUCAGAACAACUAUUUCACUGAGAGCAUGAGCUUAGAAGCCACAGAAUAUGGGUAUGGAACUGCUCAUAAUGCCAUAACAUAGCAAAAUACAAAGGAAAACAUUACUUUCAGGAAUGCGAUACUAAAAUAGAAAACAAUAAAAAACCAUAAUACUGCCCAUUAUACCUAAGUCACUUUAAUAAAACAGACAUAAAAUAUAGAUUAAUUUUUUUAUUUUCGAAAAUCUGGAUUAAACAGUCAAGCUGCAUGUGCAUAAGCCAAACACACAACAAUAACAACAAUUAAAAAAAAAAAAACCUCAGAACACAUUGCAAA
This is a messenger RNA of Loxodonta africana (African savanna elephant), 10052 nucleotides long. It is a transcript of the gene INIP, whose product is annotated as INTS3 and NABP interacting protein. The record is from RefSeq and is a predicted model, not a curated record. Gene Ontology annotation, cellular component: nucleoplasm; nucleus; SOSS complex. The coding region runs from base 267 to 581 and encodes 104 amino acids. NCBI's taxonomy places the organism in Eukaryota, Metazoa, Chordata, Mammalia, Proboscidea, Elephantidae. Gene Ontology annotation, biological process: DNA repair. The transcript is spliced from 5 exons.